AAAACCCAGCCCAGCAGACCAGUCGACUCAGUCACGAGCAUCCAAAUCCCAAGCCAACACACACCUCACCCUCCUCCUCCUCCUCCCUCCUCCUCACCACACACGCUACACGCCACCUCCUCCUCCCCGGCUCCCACGCCGCCCCGAUCCCCUUCCCCGAGAGCAGCCCCCCACGUGACCCGGAUCCGACCGCGCUGCCGCCCCCCGGCUUCAUCCCCCGUCCACGGCCGCCCAAUUCGCGGGAAUUCCUCGAUUCCCGGAGGCCCGGCCGUCGAGGCAGAUCCAUGGAGCGGAGCCGGCCGCAGCGUCGAGGCUAGCACAUCGGGAGGAGCUCUCGGUUUCGUAGCUCACAGAGAAUUCUCUUGCCGUUUGGCUCCGCAAACGUGGCUGCGGCGAUGGCGAUGGCGAAUCCUUCCGCGGCCGGUGCCCCAGGAAUCUGUAGCGACGCACUAUUCCGGGAGCUAUGGCAUGCUUGUGCCGGUCCGCUGAUCACAGUACCCAGACAAGGCGAACGAGUCUACUACUUUCCCCAGGGUCAUAUGGAACAGCUUGAGGCGUCUACAAACCAGCAGCUUGACCAGUACCUGCCGAUGUUCAACCUACCAUCCAAAAUCCUAUGCAGCGUGGUCAACGUAGAGCUCCGGACGGAAGCUGAUUCAGAUGAAGUUUACGCUCAAAUUAUGCUGCAACCAGAGGCUAAUCAAGGUGAGCUCACAAGCUUGGGUCCUGAGCCGCAAGAACUAGAAAAAGGCACCAUACAUUCCUUUUGCAAGACACUGACAGCUUCGGAUACGAGUACCCAUGGUGGUUUCUCUGUUCUUAGGAGACAUGCUGAAGAGUGUCUUCCUCCGCUGGACAUGUCUCAGAAUCCACCAUGUCAAGAACUGGUAGCCAAAGAUCUCCAUGGAACUGACUGGCAUUUUCGUCACAUAUUUCGGGGACAACCUAGGCGACAUCUACUUACAACUGGCUGGAGUGUCUUUGUUAGCUCAAAAAGAUUGGUUGCUGGUGAUGCAUUUAUCUUUCUGAGAGGUGAAAAUGGUGAGUUGCGGGUCGGAGUAAGGAGGCAUAUGAGGCAAGUAAAUAACAUGCCAUCAUCUGUGAUAUCAAGCCACAGCAUGCAUCUUGGAGUCCUUGCAACAGCCUCCCAUGCAAUCUCCACUGGGACCCUCUUUUCUGUUUUCUAUAAACCCAGAACAAGUCAAUCUGAGUUUGUGGUGAGUGUUAACAAGUACCUUGAAGCGAAGAAGCAGAACAUUUCCGUUGGAAUGAGAUUUAAGAUGAAAUUUGAAGGCGAUGAAGCUCUUGAAAGAAGGUUCAGUGGAACAAUAAUUGGUAUUGGGAGCACGCCGACGGUGUCAACAUCUCUAUGGGCAGAUUCUGAUUGGAAAUCUCUGAAGGUCCAAUGGGAUGAGCCUUCAUCCAUUCUUCGUCCAGAUAGAGUUUCACCAUGGGAAUUGGAGCCACUGGAUGCAGCUAAUCCACAACCCCCUCAACCUCCACUGAGAAAUAAGCGUCCCCGACUUCCAGCUUCACCUUCUGUGGUUCCAGAACUUGCUCCGAAAUUUGGACUAUGGAAGUCCCCAGCUGAACCAAGCCAAACCCUCUCAUUUUCAGAACCACAACAGGCUCGAGGGUUAUUUACUAAUUCACGCUUCUCAUCAUCAUCAAACGUUGCAUUCAAUCAGUUCUACUGGCCAGCAAGAGAAUCAAGAGAAGACUCUUAUGCUGGAAGUACUAACAAAGUCACUGUUGAAAGAAAGCUUGAACCAGCUGCUGGUGGGUGCAGAUUAUUUGGAAUUGAGAUAAGAUCUGCUGUGGACGAAACACAACCCGUGCUAACUGUCUCAGGUGAUGGUUAUGACCAAACGGCUGCAUCUGUGGACGUGGACUCUGGCGAGCUCUCGCAGCCAUCCAAUAUCAACAACUCUGGUGCCCAAGCAGCAAGCAGUGAGCGUGCUCUUCUUGAGACCCAAAGUCGCCAAGUUAGAAGCUGCACAAAGGUAAUUAUGACGGGAAUGGCAGUUGGAAGAGCAGUGGACUUGACAAAGCUAUAUGGGUAUGUUGAUCUUCACUGCAAGUUGGAGGAGAUGUUUGAUAUACAGGGGGAGCUAUGUUCCACACUCAAGAAAUGGCAGGUUGUUUAUGCCGAUGAAGAGGAUGAUAUGAUGCUUGUUGGGGACGAUCCUUGGGACGAGUUUUGCAACAUGGCGAAAAGAAUUUACAUUUAUACAUAUGAGGAGGCCAAGCAAUUGGCACCAAAGGCCACCAAGCUCAGCCGUGUGAACUCAUCACAUGAAUCGGUCACUCCGCAGAGUGGCUCAGACUAUCCAGCCUCGUUUGCCAAUGCAGAUUGCUGAAUGCUAAGUUGCUAACUUUGCUCUAAUUACGCUCUUUCUUCCUUUGAUCAUUCGGGGAAAUUGCCCAUGAUCAUCCGCUCUACUCAGGAGAGCUAUGAUUGCUUCACGGACAAAAGACAUUGUGUGCGUUGCUGUGGUGGGUUUGGUCCUGUGUCAGCAAAGAGGCAUUCUGGCAUUUCGUGACGUUUAGUCGCCAGUUGUUUUAUGCGAGAACUGGCGGUGAGCCGCAGUAUGCAUAUUGCCGUAGACUUUGCCUUCGUUGCUUGCUACAGUAGUAAAUAGGCGUAUGUAUAUAUUGAUCUUUUGGGUACCUGUACGAAUUGAUGCAAUUCAGCAAUUGUUACUUUUAGCAGCAGCAACCUUUUCGCUAGUGGUGGCGGUGGUUAGUAUGUUUCUGUAUCGUGUAUACCUUUCUCCCUCGUGGAAGCCAUCUGUAUAUAUCUAAGAAGUAAAGUUGUGUUUUAUGGUCU
Messenger RNA from Aegilops tauschii subsp. strangulata, 2830 nucleotides. Its product is annotated as auxin response factor 9. Gene Ontology annotation, cellular component: nucleus. The record is from RefSeq and is a predicted model, not a curated record. Gene Ontology annotation, molecular function: DNA binding. Lineage: Eukaryota; Viridiplantae; Streptophyta; Magnoliopsida; Poales; Poaceae. Gene Ontology annotation, biological process: response to hormone; regulation of DNA-templated transcription.